Messenger RNA from Durotheca rogersii, 653 nucleotides. RefSeq lists its product as uncharacterized. The record is from RefSeq and is a predicted model, not a curated record. NCBI's taxonomy places the organism in Eukaryota, Fungi, Ascomycota, Sordariomycetes, Xylariales, Xylariaceae. The transcript has a single exon. The coding region runs from base 355 to 621 and encodes 88 amino acids.
CCAGCUUCUUUCGUAUGAAGUGUAUGUGCAUGUGUGCGCGUGGAUAUAUAUAUAUAGAGAGAGAGAGUGUGUGGAUGUGUGUGUGUGUGUGGAUAGAUGUGUGCGUAUGUGUAUGUGUGGAUGUGGAUAUGUGUAGGUAUGAUCGGCAGAUGGGUUUAUAAUACGGACACCAUACCAUAUACACCACACCGACAAACAGAGACACCGGCAUAAACACGCAGAUUGCUCGCGUGCCCUGCUCGCCCUGUUCGCCCGUCCUCCUGCUGGCCCGUCCGCCCACUUUUUUCUCUCUCGCUUAUCCCUUUCCCCUUCAUUCUAACGCGACCCUCCCAGGAGAGCAUAUCCGUCUCACGGAUGUAUGCUGUGCGUGUUGGCCUCGCCCUCCUCUCCUCUGCUGUUCUCCACCCGCUCGCGCUCUCUUUCUCAUCAUCCGUAACCCAGCGCCAGCGCGGCGCACAAAAUCCUCUUCCGCACCACCUACGAAGACACCUGGAAAAAGGACCAGAAUCUGUCCCCGGAUUAUGCGUAUGCUAUGGUAUCACAAUGCGCCACGCGAGGCAAGUUAAACCAGAGAAGCGGCAUCCACCGUCCACACAUAACUCCGAGAUGCAUUCCUAUUAACUUGGUCGCCUUGCGCGACACAGCGCUUCUGC